AUGAUGGUUUCUCCAUACCAACCGCUGGAUUCAAAAGCCGAACAAAUUCGGAUGGCAGUAUUGGCACCCGGCAAAUCCGAUGAUGUCAUCGACAUUCUGUUGCGCGUAGAAAGCCUUCCCAAGGAUAGUGUCAAGGAGUUACAGUUUGAGGCCAUCUCAUACGUCUGGGGCAAUGAGCAAUUUCCGCACACGAUCCAGAUUAACGGCAACACCAUGCCCAUUGGCCUAACUCUGGAUCACGCACUUCAUCAGUCUCGCUGUUUGGACAAGGAACGAGUCUUCUGGGUCGACGCUUUGUGCAUCAAUCAGGCAGAUACCUUUGAGCGAAAUUCUCAGGUGCAACUAAUGGGCCGCAUCUAUUCUUCAGCGACUACAGUAUUGAUAUGGCUUGGCUGUGGCGAUGAAGAUGAGGUGAAGGCGAUGCAAAUGAUCACGAGCCGGGAGCAUUGGAACCUCGAAAUGCGUCAAAUCUUGACUCGUAUCUUCCAGGGCCCUUGGUUCCGUCGCGUGUGGGUGGUCCAAGAACUUGUUCUGGCCAGAAACGACCCCUUAGUAUACGUUGGGCCGGCUUCGAUAUCAUAUUUAACUCUGUGGACACAGAUCUAUGGUAGUCGGAGACACCACUUCGGCCUUGCCCCCGAAUCUUUGGCCGAAGAACCCCAAGACGUCAAUUACAAGCGAUUCCUGAGGGCAACCCGCCCUUUUAGCAAGCUCAGUUCGAUGAGAGACGACAGAACGUGUAGCUUCGCUGCAAACAUUCUCAACACUUCCCAAUUAAAAGCCACGGAUCCUCGCAACAAGGUCUUCGGCAUACUUGGAUUCUCGUACUUCCCAACGUAUCCUUGA
Messenger RNA from Parastagonospora nodorum SN15, 846 nucleotides. RefSeq lists its product as hypothetical. Bases 1 to 846 code for a protein of 281 amino acids. The record is from RefSeq and is a predicted model, not a curated record. NCBI's taxonomy places the organism in Eukaryota, Fungi, Ascomycota, Dothideomycetes, Pleosporales, Phaeosphaeriaceae. The transcript has a single exon.